AUGGUUAAAACUCUGACCUCUGAAGAACGCACUUCCCUACUUGAUCCGUUACUUCAAAACUCUUGGGCACUAAUCGAGAAUAGGGACGCAAUAAAAAAGACGUUUAUGUUCAAGAAUUUUAAUGAGGCGUUCGGGUUCAUGACUAGAAUUGCUUUGAAGGCUGAGAAGGUUGAUCAUCAUCCAGAAUGGUUCAAUGUAUACAAUCGCGUCGAGAUAACACUUGCAACUCACGAAUGCCAAGGGCUCUCAAAACGUGAUGUAGAUUUGGCGAAGUUCAUUGAUGAUAUUUAUGUGGUCAAAAAGAUUUAA
Messenger RNA from Ambispora gerdemannii, 309 nucleotides. The record is from the annotation of a GenBank genome assembly. NCBI's taxonomy places the organism in Eukaryota, Fungi, Glomeromycota, Glomeromycetes, Archaeosporales, Ambisporaceae.